Messenger RNA from Jaculus jaculus (lesser Egyptian jerboa), 484 nucleotides. RefSeq names its product NADH:ubiquinone oxidoreductase subunit S6 (gene Ndufs6). Bases 22 to 378 code for a protein of 118 amino acids. Gene Ontology annotation, biological process: mitochondrial electron transport, NADH to ubiquinone. The transcript has 4 exons. Lineage: Eukaryota; Metazoa; Chordata; Mammalia; Rodentia; Dipodidae. The record is from RefSeq and is a predicted model, not a curated record.
GGGUCAAGGGUCACCGGGAAGAUGGCGGCGGCGGCGGUGACCUUCCGCCGGCUGCUGUUCGUUCUUCCCCGAGCCGGACGACACUUCGGGGUGCGAGUGUCACCGACCCGGGAGAAGGUUACGCACACCGGCCAGGUUUAUGACGAUAAAGACUACAGGAAAAUUCGGUUUGUUGGUCGUCAGAAAGAGGUGAAUGAGAACUUCGCUAUUGAUUUGAUAGCAGAGCAGCCUGUCAGCGAAGUGGACCAUCGGGUGAUCUCCUGCGAUGGUGGGGGUGGCGCCUUGGGCCAUCCCAGGGUGUAUAUAAACUUGGACAAAGAAACGAAAACAGGAACAUGUGGAUAUUGUGGCCUGCAGUUCAAGCAGCACCGUCACUAGCGCGCCCCCCGUGUGAUCUGGGCACCUCCCUGCUCCACAUGCCCGGGUGACGCUGCUGCUCGGGCACAGGUGUUCCCAGUGAUGAAUAAAGGACAUGGUCACCGUG